AUGACAGGGGCAGUUUUGGGGAUGAAAAGUAAGAGGAAGAUUGGAUUAGUACAUGGGGCUGCUGUUGGAGCAUUCACUGGAGCUUCUUUUUCCCUUCACGCCGUUAGUGCUGCGUUUUCUCUCUGGAUUUCAUUUCAUGACAAUGAACCUCCCUCUUUCCGUCUCUUCAUUGAGGUUAUCACAAGCCUUCUCAAACCAACACUAGUGUACCUGGGAGAAGAGUUUGGUCCAGGCAUGCAUGGCCCAGUAAGGAAUCAGGAUGUGAAUGCUGAUGAUGAUGAUCAGGUGGCCACUGUUGAAACAAACAAACAAAUCCCAAGAUUUAUAGACAGAAAGGGAGGCAAUGGUUUACAUACAGGUUCUAUACUUGAUAAGCUCCCAAAGACUAGAAUCACAGAUAAGAAUAUCUAUGACUCUUCAGGAAAUAGAAUCUCCUGCUCGGUUUGCCUUGAGGCUUUCAAGAUGGCAGCCUUAAGAUAG
Molecule: messenger RNA, 480 nt
Organism: Camellia sinensis
Lineage: Eukaryota; Viridiplantae; Streptophyta; Magnoliopsida; Ericales; Theaceae
Source: RefSeq, a predicted model, not a curated record